This is a messenger RNA of Alternaria hordeiaustralica, 387 nucleotides long. RefSeq lists its product as uncharacterized. The record is from RefSeq and is a predicted model, not a curated record. The coding region runs from base 1 to 387 and encodes 128 amino acids. The transcript has a single exon. Lineage: Eukaryota; Fungi; Ascomycota; Dothideomycetes; Pleosporales; Pleosporaceae.
AUGAAGAAACAUGAUGAGGCGGGACCCAAAGAUCUGGCACCUCUGCACAUUGGCCGACAUCCAGUCCCGUGGAGUAUGCCCAACGAAGAGGAUCUUCGUAUGAUCUUUGUCCCAGAACUUGUCCAAUGGAUACAAUCGUCCGACUACCAGGAUCACGCCCCCAAUCGCUGCUUUUGCUCCCUCGUUCUGCACAUCUUGAGCAAACGUCUACCAGACGACGUCACCCACAACGACCCCAUCGACCGCGAUGACUUUCGGGGCAGACUUGGCGAGCUCUUCUCCGACGACGGAAUGCCUCUCGACCAUCUCCUUGAUCACUGCGCGAAUGGUUACAACAUCCAGAAGGUCAGGAAGGUGCACAAGCGACCAAUGACGCAUAACACUUAG